Messenger RNA from Onychostoma macrolepis, 10063 nucleotides. RefSeq names its product solute carrier family 6 member 1, like (gene slc6a1l). The record is from RefSeq and is a predicted model, not a curated record. Bases 5351 to 7150 code for a protein of 599 amino acids. Gene Ontology annotation, cellular component: plasma membrane. The transcript has 15 exons. Gene Ontology annotation, biological process: neurotransmitter transport; sodium ion transmembrane transport. NCBI's taxonomy places the organism in Eukaryota, Metazoa, Chordata, Actinopteri, Cypriniformes, Cyprinidae. Gene Ontology annotation, molecular function: gamma-aminobutyric acid:sodium:chloride symporter activity.
GCACAAAAAGCUCUACACAACCUUUACUGCAAAAAUUGUAUUCUUAAUGAGAAUUUAUUAGAAAAGUAACACAGCAUAUUAUAAUCAACAUGGUCAUUUGGAAAAUGUGCCUAUGCGUACAAUUCAUUGCAGCAAAAUGAGCACUGGGCAACAACUUUGCCUUUUUCUAACAGUGAUUACAGGGGAAGACUGUCAAUUAAUAAAGAUUUAUUUUUGUGUGGUUUCUUGCACAAUACUAUCUUCUGACAUCAUAUUGCUUUUACCAUGUGCAUGAUAAAGCAUGAUGUGUAAAAUAAUACAUUUUGACAUUUCCAUCACAUAAUCAUCUCCAUAUGUAAUGGUUUUCUGGCAUAGUAAACUUGCUCAGUAGCUCACCUGAUACAGUACUGCACUUGCGAUGUGGAUCAAUCGGGUAAGAGUCUAAUAAAACACAAUAAAAGAGCUCAAAGACUCAUAGAAGCAAGGCAUGGUUGCUUCAGCAAAUGCACUUUUAUCCUAUGUAUGCUUUUGUUAACACAGUCAGUCAGGUUUAGGGGAAGGUUUGGUGUAAGUAUUUUCAAUUUGAGCAACAUUCUUAAGACACUUCACUUUGAAAGUGUCAUGAAACCUUUAAGAAGAAACUUGAUAUCAUUUUGCAGAAAUGUUGCCUCAUGCACAUUUUCAAGGGGAAAAUUCAUUUUAAACAAAAUAUGAACUUAAUUUAAAAUAUAUUCUCUGAAAACAAUUCUAAAUCUCUCAUACAGCUUUACUUCUCAAGUAAAUGAAUCUUGUUUUAGGAAUGUUCAGACAGUUUUACUACAAUAUCCAAAAAGAAUAUUGAACAAAAUAUUUGUCUGCAAUCUUUGCAAUCUUUGAUUAAUAUAUACACAAGUAUAUAUGAGUUUUGAGGGAAAAUGCUUUAUCUGUGUACUUCGCAAACUUUAUAGAGCAAGUAAGUGCUUGAGCCAAGAGGUCAAGUGGUAACAUUUGGAUCCUCUAUUAGUUAGUCUUUCCAUUCUACAAAUCCACAUAUCAUAAUUCAGAGAUCAGUGUUUUGCUCUUUGUUCUCACUGAAGUGAACAAAACUCAAAGUGUUUAAAGUGUGACUGCAUUUUAAACAUCACAAUAUUAGCAAAUAAAGAAGCAAAAGGAACAUUCACAAUGGCUGUUCAUGCAUGACAAGACAUAAACAAACUGAACAGGUAGUGCACCAUGUUUGAUAGUGAGUUCACAAAGUUUCCUCCUAUGUAAAGCAGUGUGUUGACUUUGUAAUCUCACUGUGUCACCACCAUGAGCCAUUCAUUGUGGGGUGUAAUUAGCUUCUAUUGAUUUGAGGGCACAUACAACGAGUGAUGAAAACCAACUCUGACAACUCCAAUUCUGUGCCUGUCGCUUAACGAUUGCAGGCAAUGACAAACCUAAUGCGAGUAACCUCUGAUUUACUGUUGACAUUGUAGCUGCAUUAAAACAGCGAUUGGGCUUUUAGUCUUUUCAUUCCCAAGACAAGUGCGAAUUAAUGUCAUUUAUGUCAUCCAAAACAUCCACUGCCACUAGCAUUUGCUUUGUCAAGUUAUCUACUGGCAAUGCAGUUUCCCAAGUCAUGUUUUCUUGGCACACAGUGUUGAUAGAGAUGAAGAAGCUACUAAAAUACGCCCUUGAACUAACUCAGCAUCUUGGCUAGCUCCAUGUAUAUGAAUAUUCAGUUAGAAAUACAUUGAUCUAACACUCUUGAUAGCUUUUCCCCGUCUUCACGCAAUUCAUCAUGCUUCCACUCUAAACAGCAGCAGCCUCUUUAACCUGUAAAGAUUUUAUGUCCAUAUAUAGUUGGUUUGAUGUAAAAUUAUAGUGGUCGGCAAGAGCAAACAUUCAAGUGCUUCCAUUAAAGGCCAUUAAAAGUUGGCAAUAUAUGGUAUAAUAUUAUACUACACAAAAAGCAAGAUUUUUUUCAUAACAAAUCUAUGCACUUAUAUUUACAUAUACAUGACACAUCUGAAUAAUAUAUUAUAUUGAAUAUUAUACACCCAUAACACACUCUUGCUUGUUUGAUAUUGCUUCAAUAUACAGUACAAACAAUCUGAUGGUGUGACUGCACAUCUAUUACUAUAGCAAGCUGUGUCAUUGCUUUCCAUAUAUUAUAUAAUUAAAACUAAUAAAUUAUAUAAUAAUGCUAAUCCAAAAAAACAAACAAAAAAAAAAAGCUAAAAUUGUGUUAAAAUAUCACCAGAAGAUUUUAAUUUGACUCUUUUACAGUUCAAAACACAAGUUACCUUCUCAUUUUAAUGGUUUAUUUAAUAAAAAGUAUUUUAAUCCAUUGACUAAAUGUUUUUUUACUGUCAUGGCCUAAAAACUGAACAUAUUUUUACCAAUGCCAUGAUCUAAACCCAUUUGCGCCCAGUGAGCAUUUAAUAGAGAGUUGUGCUUCACACAAAAUAGAAACAUAGUUGAAGUGGAUGGUGUUCAUGGCAGUGUUCUUGGUCAGUUUCCCAAUUAUUACUCAUAGCAGAGGUGCUUUUGUGAAAUGAACUGCUUUUAUGAGAGCUGUCCAAUUCUGUCAACAGGAUACAUGGAUUUCCGAGGUUACUCGCUCUUGCUUUGGCAAGGUCACAAGUUUUCUUUUUCUUUUUAUUGUGCACUGAGGAAUUUAUUUGGCAAAUGUGUUUCCAAUUUAGUUCAUGCAUAUUUCCUCUUAUCAGAUAAAGAAAAAAAUAAUAAUAUCCACCACAACUGAGCACAUAUCCCAGAAUUUGCAUAUCAAUAUUAUUUUUAGAUGCCUGUAGGAAGAAUAAGAAUAUUUCCUUUUUUGUAAUGAGGAAAAUUACUCAUCAGACUUUUAUCACUCUUCAAAAUUUUGUCAUUCACUAAAUAAGGAUCCAGCUAUCAUGACCAUACAGUACCUCAGUGUAGAGAUGUUCCCACUAAGAGCUACUUUGUAAGGUUCGAAUCUGAUAUAUUGCCUAACAAUUCUGGUUUUGUCAGACAACAGAAUCCUCAAGAAUCCAAAAGAAAAGCUUGUUAGGUGUCUAACAUGGCUUCAGGCAAACAUUCCACAACUGGGAUGUGAACUGUUUCUUCUUUCCACCCAGCCAGAUUUAUGAGGUGUGCAUGCUGUUGUUAUCUCAUACAUUGUCAUAUCAUAAAACUUGACAGAAAGAUAACUCUAAGUCAGUUGUUAUAGGGUGUUUUGACCUCUCUUAUUAGAAAUGAACUGACAGUUCUGGACAGAUUCACAGCUGUCACAUAUUUCCCACCAUUUUAGAUUUUAAACUUCGGCCCGUAACUCAUCCCAUCCCGUUUGUGUCAUUGUGUCUGUGGGAUUUUUCUGCCCAUCACCCAACAUCAUUGAUGAUGCUCUUGUGUCUGAAUGGGAUCAAAUCCCUGCAGCUAUGUUCCAACAUUUAGUGGAAAGUUUUCGUGGAAGGUGGAAGCUGUUGUGGCAGCAAAGGGAGGACAAACCCUAAAAUUAAAUGUACCAGGUGUGGUAUUCAGGUAUCCACAUACUUAUGGCCACAAUCUUUGUCAUUCCUACAUGGAAGCACAUUGUUAUUUUCUGCAGUAGAUGCUCUAAGCUUAAUUUAGGUCCGGUCCUAAGUAAAUACAUCUAAACCUGCUAGUCAAUCUCCUGAUUCCAGUUAUUUUAAGGUAUCCUUGUUACACAUGUCACAUGUACUUACUAUUAUAAUAACAACAAAUUAUGCAUAAUUACAUGAACGUAACCCUAACCCUAAUCCUAAACCUAACCAUAUAGUAAUUACAUGUAGUUAAUUAAUAUUACUCAGUCCUUAAAUAUAUAAUUACAAUGUAACAAGGACACCUUAAAAUAAAGUGCAACUGAAAUUUCCAGGCAGAUGUUUCAGUAAAGAUUAUGCAGCAAAUAUUCUGCAAAUGUCUUAAUUUCAAUAGGAUGUGCAUCACAAGGAUGUAGAGAACAACCUUAUUUUACAGUCCUGUUUCACAUGUAGGUACUGUGUGCUUGUUAUAGUAAUUACAAUAACUGGGUAAUAACUAGGUAAUAACCCUGAACCUACCCUUAAACCUAACCAUAACCCAUGUUAUCUUAUAUUAUCCAGCAAUUUCUCAGGUAAGUGCACUCUAAGAGCUAAGUGCACAUACUGCAAAAUAAAGUGUAUCUGGAAAACCUCAGGGUUUGCCAAAGUGCAGCUUAUCAUCAUGCAGCCAAGAAAGUGUACUUUGACAUGGGCAUCUGUUGACCAAUGAGAAUUUCAGACAUAAUGGCCAGUUGUCCUUUCAGAAAUGCAAUUUCUCCUUGAUUUCAUACUGACCUGGCACUUUCCACACCCUUAAGAUGAAUUGUAUGUAUUCCUGAAAAUGCCCUUUCAGAGCCUUCUCUAAAGAGCAUACCAUUUGGGACAGAUGUGUUGCUACAGUACGCUUGAUCUUCUUUUAAAAUUAAGGAGCUCCUUAUCUAUAUAAUACUGUGAGAUUUGUGUGCUGUAGGUGCAGCUUAUUACUCAGUGUAUUGCAAUGCAAUUACUAUGCUAUUACUACAACAGAUCAUAACAUCUUGGCAACAGAGCAAACGUGUCAUCAUAAUUUUUGUGAAACAUACAUGAUCAGUUAAGUUUGAUCAUUAAUGCAUCAAACAUUUAUUCAUCUCUAUUGUAUUGACCUUAAUAUAUUUUACAAAACAAUUAUACAUGUAUCAGUCAUAAAUUAUGGGACUUAACUGAUAAAGUCAUGCCUUUGGGGUCAUUUGUGGGAGACGUCAUGCCGUCUGUAUUUUAGGCACUAUGCCUGCUUCAUUUUUAAAUCCUAACAAGCUCUUUCAAUGCUAGAACGGAGCACUCUUCUAAGGGGAUAUCCCAUGGCAACCAAACUGGCACAAGAAUCGUUGCACACAAAUUCACACACUGACACACAACUAAUACACACACGCACAAAAUACCAGAACACGCAAUCGACCUUUUUUGGUAGCCUCGGGGUCUCAGUGUGGUAAAGCGGUAAUCCUAUCAAACAACAGGUCGAAGUUUAUUAUCUGCUGCUCAAUACCAGCCACAGGAACACCAUGGCAUAGAGGGCCCCUCCAGAUACAUAGAACGAGAGAGAGAAAAAGGGAAAAUUUUUGCCCUAGUUGGGACAUCGGGUCAGUUUCUUUUGGUUCUGUUGUGAAUGAAGGCACUGGGUGGUUGGUACAGUUCAACAGUUAAGAUCUGUUAAGUCAGUUGUGGAUACGUUCGAGUUCACCUCUAGCUGGUGACAUCUCGACUCACCUGACUACAGAAUAAAGACAUCUCAGAACCCAUCUGAAGUAUUGUGUUCACUCAAAAACAUCUAAGUCAGUAGCCCUGCACUCGACAGCUGGACAGACAGUACUGGACUAUUAUAUGACUGUGGUUUGACGGUUACUCCUGUGAUGGGGAAGACUGGCCAGAGCACGGUGGACCUCAACUCACCCUCAGACGUGAAGCAGGCAGUCCCGUUUGAGGACCUGGAUCACAACAGUGUUCCUGUAGAAGAGGAGAAGGAGAAUAAAGUACCAGAUAGGGGAUCUUGGAAGGGAAAAUUUGACUUUCUACUGUCCUGCGUUGGGUACGCCAUUGGGCUGGGAAAUGUGUGGAGAUUCCCUUAUCUGUGUGGAAAGAAUGGUGGAGGAGCUUUUCUCAUUCCAUACUUCACUACUCUGGUCUUUGCUGGUAUCCCACUGUUUCUGCUGGAGACGGCACUAGGACAGUACACGUCUGUAGGGGGGCUGGGAGUAUGGAAAUUAAUACCCAUGAUGAAAGGUGUGGGUCUAGCUGCUGUGGUUUUGUCCUUUUGGCUUAACAUCUAUUACAUCAUCAUCAUCGCCUGGGCUCUCUAUUACCUCUUCAGCUCGUUCAAAGCAGAGUUACCAUGGCAAACAUGUGAUAACCCUUGGAACACUGAUCGCUGCUUUUCCAACUACAGUCUGCUGGACACCACCAACCUGACUAGUGCCGUCACUGAGUUCUGGGAGAGGAACAUGCAUCAGUUAACAAACGGUUUGGAGGAACCAGGGGAACUGCGCUGGCCGUUGGUUGGAACAUUAGCAUUGUCUUGGAUUCUUGUCUAUUUCUCAAUCUGGAAAGGAGUGGAGUGGACAGGGAAGGUGGUGUAUUUCUCUGCCACGUAUCCUUACUUCAUGCUCUUUAUUCUGUUUUUCCGUGGAGUCACUCUCCCUGGAGCGAUAGAUGGCGUCCUCUUCUAUGUCACCCCAGACUUCAACAAGCUUUUGAAAUCUGAGGUGUGGUUGGAUGCUGCCACGCAGAUCUUCUUCUCUUAUGGUCUGGGUUUAGGUUCUCUUAUUGCUCUGGGCAGCUACAACUCCUACAGCAAUGACGUCUACAAAGAUUCUGUUAUUGUGUGCUGUAUUAACUCCUGCACCAGUAUGUUUGCUGGGAUUGUCAUAUUUUCCAUUGUGGGCUUCAUGUCGUACAUCACAAAGAGACCCAUUGAAGAACUGGCUGCUUCAGGUCCUGGUUUAGCAUUUCUGGCCUAUCCACAAGCAGUCACACAGCUCCCCAUGUCUUCUCUCUGGGCUAUUCUCUUCUUCUCAAUGCUCAUGAUGCUGGGAUUGGACAGUCAGUUUUGUACAGUGGAAGGCUUCAUAACUGCUCUAAUGGAUGAAUAUCCCACAGUCCUGAGGAAGAGAAAGAAACUCUUCAUCCUCAUGGUCUGUAUUAUAUCCUUCAUCAUCGGUUUCUCCAACAUUACCCAGGGUGGUUUAUAUGUGUUCAAAUUGUUUGACUACUACUCGGCCAGUGGAAUGUGUCUCCUGUACCUGGUCUUUUUUGAGACAAUCUCCAUUUCCUGGUUUUACGGUGCAGAGAAAUUCUAUAAAAAUAUUGAAGACAUGAUUGGUUAUCGGCCUUGUGGCUUUUGGAAAUAUUGCUGGAUUUACUUUACUCCAAUAAUCUGUUUGGGUGUUUUCACAUUCAGUGCCAUAGAAAUGACUCCUCUGACACUCGGGAAGUAUGUGUACCCGACCUGGGGUCAGGGCAUCGGCUGGCUAAUGUCCCUCUCUUCCAUGGUUUUGGUACCCGGAUAUGUCAUCUAUAUAUUCUUCACUACCAAAGGCAGCAUCCGGCAGCGUUGGCAUAAGAUGACCAAACCCACAGAGCUCACAACAUCGGAAAUCAAUGAUCCCACACAACAAUCCACACGUAUAGGAAGUGCAGAUGAAGCUUCUGUCUGAGAUCUUUUCUGUACAAUGGCCAUUAAAGACCAGUAGCCUACAGAUGUAAGCGAAUUACGCACAUUCAUCUGACUGUUUUUCUUCCAUUAUAUUUUAUUUCAUGCCUCUCUGAUGUGGCAUCACAUAAUGUGAGGGGGCUGCAGUACCUGUGUCUGUUUUCAGUGGAGAAAGCAAUGUCAGUCACAGUGACAAUUUCAGUGAUCGGUAUAAAUGUAGAUGCAACCCAGGCAGUUGAUUGGAAGAUCUACAUAACUGUUGUGUUCCUGUGCUAUAUUAAAUUUCUCACAGUAUUUACCUCAAGCUGGGGAGUGAACGCAUGUGUUUAGUGGUCUCUGGUCACAAUUUAUUUAACAAAAUUAACUACAGGAAAUCUUGUCCAUUUUUUUUAAAUCAGCAUUAUGAUUUUAGAUAAAAAAAAAAAAAAGAUUGUAUAAGAGAGAUGGCAUAUAUUUUUAAACAUAUUUUUUUUUCACCAUUUAAAUCACCUUUUGCCUUUACUAGCUCAUUUUUAUAUGGCCAUGUGUUCUGAUAAAUUUUGCAUUAUAACUAUUAAAGUCUUUGAAAUAAUAUGAUGUGAUAAAGAUUAAUGCAUAAUAAUUAUAAAGGAAUUAGAAAAGUUCUGUUUAAACUAGAUUCAGAUGAACGUUUGUAUGUCAUACUGUAACAUUUAUCAGCUUCACAAAAGUAAGUGCUUAAGGUCUCAUGAAACCAAUAUGAGGUAUCAUGCAAGUUUAAAUGAAAAUCUAUUACUUGAUGGAUAAUAAAAUUAGCUCGAAAAACUUGAACUAAAAGUUUUGCUUUUGUGUGAAGCUGCAGCAUAGUGAUAUGUUGAUGUAAAUGAGUCAUUUUCCCAUUAGAUGUAUUAUUAAAAUGGCAUCUUACACCUGCACUUACAUUAUAAAAAUAUCUAAAUGUCUUUUCUGUGAAACCUGAGUUUCUGGGUUCUGUGCAUCAGUUGUGGGAUGCCAAUAUUGUUUUAAUCAAAUUCAAAACAAAGUUCACCAUUUACAUUACAGUAGUCAUGUUAAAAUAGUAAGAACUAAGUGAUGCUAAUGGACAUAACUCUUUAUAAGCAUGCCUGUAAUUACAUGUUGUUAGUAUUAUUUAAAUAUUUUAAUUAACUGUAUUUACAUGUAGUAUGUGUGGCAUAUAACAUAACAGACAAUGUGUUAAAGCAGACAACAUAUUUAAUUUGAAAUGAUUGAAUACACGGCUAUGGGAAAUAGAACAGUCUGUAAAAUCCAUUCAACUCUCAGUGAUUCAGUCAACAAUAUGUUUUUUUUUUUUUUCAUUUUUUGUAACACUUGAGGAAAAUUAGACAUGACUUUGAAGGCCUGACAGCAUUUUAUUUGUUAUUUUUAAUGUGUUGACUUAUUUCCUUUUGAAACAGGAAGUUUGGAUGGGACAUAUGGAAGGGCUCAUCUCUUUCAUAGACAUGAUCAUGAACAUGAAUUAAAACUUUCAGUUAUUGGUUCUUUAACUUAAUUUUUGAACUUUGUUUCCUCAUAGCCUCUUUUCAAUUUGUGUCACAUUAAAUAUGCCAUCUGUUCCGAAUGUCUAUGUGAAGCGUUACCAAAGCUACAAAGAGAACUCUUAUUUUGAUGAUUGUAUUUGUUUUUGUCCUCACUAGAUAUUUUGUUGAUUGGUUUCAAAUUCAAUAAAGGCAAAAACUGAACUAAUUUAUGAGUCCAAACAAGAAACCCUAUUAGAAAUGUAUCUUUCAGGUUCACUGAUGCUUCAAGUUAUACACAUUAAUAAAUCUAUAUGUGACCCUGGACUAUAAAACCAGUCUUAAGUGUAUUUUUCUUUAAUUGAGAUCUAUAUAUCACCUGAAAGCUGAAUAAAUAAGCUUUCUGUUGAUGUAUGGUUUGUUUGGAUCGGACAAAAUUGGCCGAGAUACAACUAUUUGAAAAUCUGUAAUCUGAGGUUGCAAAAAAAUCUAAAUAUUGAGAAAAUCGCUUUUAAAGUUCUUAGCAAUGCAUAUUACUAAUCAAAAAUUAAGUUCUGAUAUAUUUACGGUAGGACAUUUACAAAAUAUCUUCAUGGAACAUGAUCUUUAUUUAAUAUCCUAAUGAUUUUUGGCAUAACAGAAAAAUUGAUAAUUUUGACCCAUAGAAUGUAUUUUUGGCUAUUGCUACAAAUACACCCCAGCGACUUAAGACUGGUUUUGUGGUCCAGGGUCACAUAUAGAUUAUACUAGAUAACAUCAGCCACGUAAUUUAACUUUAAAGAUUAGUGAUUUGAAAAUGUUAGUAAUUAAACAAUAAGAAUGUCUUGAGAGGAACUAUGGUCUAACUUUAUUCUUGCAUACUUUGACAAACACUAGCAAUCCAGCAGGGCAUAGCAGCAGCAUAAAAACCAAAAGCAAUAUGCACAGUUAUAUUUUACUACUGUCUUCCAUUUUAGCAGCAGUUCUGACAGGACAAAAUAGACACUAUUAGUAAGCUGACCUCUGUUAGUGACCUUUGACCUGUGUUGAUCCAUAGCUCUGCAUUAAAUUUGAAAAAGGCUCUAUUAUGUGUGGAUACAACAAACCAUUCAUGUCAGUCUGAAAAGGACAGUAAUAAAUAACCAGACCACUCAUGUAGGUCUGGAAUAGACAUAAACAUGUUUAAUAGCAUGUAAAUCUAUCAUACAGACAGAGUAAAACCAACAAUUGGAUAAUGGGACUGACUGUCUUUCAAACACACAUAAACAAUUCGCUAACACACACAAUAACCUCCUGUGAAAAUUAGCGCUAAUAAACAUUGAUGUUAUUCUGCCUUCAAGUUCUCCUGGGAUGUUUUCAUGAGUGUUGAAAUUAUAAGUACAGAAAGAUAUGAGUUUAAGUGAUUUUGUUCAGAAUAAAACUGGCCCUUUAUUUAUAAAAUUUUUUUCCUGUCUUCAUUUAUGAACAAAGGUUUUUAGCGCUAC